Messenger RNA from Rotaria sordida, 978 nucleotides. The record is from the annotation of a GenBank genome assembly. Lineage: Eukaryota; Metazoa; Rotifera; Eurotatoria; Philodinida; Philodinidae.
AUGGAGAAUAAUGAUAGUACAGCUGAUCAACGAAAAUUGUCAACAUCGUCUUGUACAUGUCAUCGUCCAAGUCCAUACAAUGAACAGCAGCUCUGGUCAUUACAGAAAGCAUUUUUAUAUAGUUUUAAUUUGUUUAUAGAUAAAACAAGUACCAUGUCACAUUGGUCAUAUGGCCUAUCUUCAAUUGGUUCAUCAUUAACACAUGCACAACGUACAAAAAUGAUAAAUUAUGCUAAAUACGACGUGAUGGCGGUAACUUAUCUCAUCAGACCAAUUACUGAACAAUGGUCGUUUACAGGAACAAAAGAAUCAAGCAUUGAAGAAAUGUUUAUUACAUUUCAAUCAACACGACCACCACCAUUACGUCAACCAAAAUCGAAAAAGAAGAAAAAAAUAUUAAUAUUCAAAAAUUAUGAUGAGAUAUAUUUAAAUCAAUUAAUUGAAUCAAAUGAUUUUAGAAAUGAACAAAAUAAUGAUAAUAAUAAUAAUAAUAAUAAAAUUAAUUUAUUACAAGAUCAAACUGAAUCGAUUGAUAUUGAUUAUUUAUCAGUUAUGAAUGAUGAUGAACCAUUACAAGUUAUAGACGAACUCGGACAAGAUGAUGAUGAUCAAGUGAACAGUGUUAACAACCACUCCGUGAUUGUUGACGGGAUGAAUAAUCCAAAUGAACAUCAUCAACAACGAAUCAAGAAAAAACGAUCACUUCAAGCAAAACAAAAAAAGAACCGAAAAAGAAACAACAAAUUAAGAUCACUUCGAUAUAAAUAUUAUUUAACAAGAUCAUAUUAUUAUCGAUUUAAACCAAGAAUCGUUAAAAAAGUUCUUCGAUAUUAUGGUGUACAAUAUCGACAUGCUACUUCAAACUCCAGUAUGAAACACAUAUCUGAUGAUGGAACGAAUAAUAUUAUUGAAUGGACUAAAGUGUUUAUACAAAAAUUCAAAGUUGCAGAUAGUACAUUCUUUGAUAUUAUUGUGUAG